AUGGUGCGCAUUCUUGUCAUAAAUCCAAAUUCUACAGUGGAAAUGACCAACAAUGUAAAAAAGGUCUUGGAUUCCUGUACGCCACUGGAUGUUGAAUUACAAUACCUUAGUGGCCCUCCGAACGGACCUGCUUCAAUUGAAUCUGUAUUUGAUGGAAUCCUUACCGCAUCGUUUGUCAUGCGACAUUUCAAGCAGAAUCCUCCUCAGUGCGAUGCCUUUUUAGUCGCUUGCUAUUCGGAUCAUCCACUUGUUUCUGCAUUGCGUGAAGCUUAUAAAAAACCUUGUCUUGGCAUUAUGCAAGCUUCGAUAUUCGCAGCUUUGUCUCUAGGUCGUAAAGUAGCAAUUGUUACAACAACAAAACGUUACGAACCAUUACUCAGCGCUGGUGUUCGUGCUAUGGGUAUAUCUGACAGCGUCUUCGCUGGAGUAGUGUCCACGGGCUUGACCCCUUUGGAACUUGAAUCAAAGCCACGCACUGAGGUAGAUGCUCUUGUGCAGAAAAGUUCUCGCAGAGCCGUCCAGGAAUUGGGAGCAGAUGUAAUAUGCCUUGGGUGUGCUGGAAUGGCUCACAUGGUAGAGGUUGUUCAACAGGCAGUAGGUCCCGAUGUUCCCGUUGUUGAAGGAGCAAAGGCUGGAGUGGGAAUGUUGACUAGUCUUGUUCAAAUGUCUUUGUUUACUUCCAAGGUCGGUGCAUAUCAAGCCAUUCCAUUCUAA
Schizosaccharomyces osmophilus is the source of this 714-nucleotide messenger RNA. Its product is annotated as hydantoin racemase family. NCBI's taxonomy places the organism in Eukaryota, Fungi, Ascomycota, Schizosaccharomycetes, Schizosaccharomycetales, Schizosaccharomycetaceae. The coding region runs from base 1 to 714 and encodes 237 amino acids. The record is from RefSeq and is a predicted model, not a curated record. The transcript has a single exon.